Molecule: messenger RNA, 3364 nt
Organism: Ostrinia furnacalis (Asian corn borer)
Lineage: Eukaryota; Metazoa; Arthropoda; Insecta; Lepidoptera; Crambidae
Exons: 17
Source: RefSeq, a predicted model, not a curated record
ACAGGACGCCGAAAACGCGAAACAUCAACUAACAGCAAUGUGGAAACAACGACCUCUUUUGUCCCUGAAACCACCCCUAUCCCUGAACCCGAACCUACCUCCGUGCCAGAACCCACCCCAGAACCCAAAUCUGAGUCUACCCCAAAGCCUAAAUCUAAACCAAAGUUUGCACCAAAGUCUAAACGCUUACCACUUAAUCAUUCCGCGCUGAAUCCCAUUCCGGGAUCUAAAUCGGUGCUAGAACCUAAGGGUGCAUCUAAGCUUGAGGUAGAGCCUACGCCUGAACCUACCUCAGAACCCACUUCUGAGCCAGAACCCACUUCAGAACCUACAUCCGAACCGGAACCUACAGUUGAGCCUAAAUCUGAGCCAGAACCUACAGCGGAGCCUAAAUCAGAGCCGGAACCCAGCCCAGAGCCGAAAUCUGAGCCCGAACCCACGGCCGAACCCAAAUCUGAACCUGAACCAUCCCCAGAACCGAAAUCAGAGCCCGAACCCACGCCAGAACCCAAAUCAGAGCCAGAACCGUCCCCCGAACCGAAAUCAGAACCAAGCCCUCAACCAGAGCCUAAAGCCGAGCCUGAGCCUUCCCCGGAACCUAAAUCAGAACCCGAACCCUCCCCAGAACCCAAAUCUGAGCCAGAACCUUCCCCAGAACCUAAAUCUGAGCCAGAACCUUCCCCAGAACCAAAGUCCGAGCCAGAACCUUCUCCAGAACCAAAAUCAGAACCCGAACCCUCCCCAGAACCGAAAUCUGAGCCAGAACCUUCCCCAGAACCCAAAUCUGAGCCAGAACCCUCCCCAGAACCGAAAUCUGAGCCAGAACCAACCCCAGAACCCAAAUCUAAGCCAGAACCAUCCCCAGAACCCACUAAAGCCGAGUCGGAUACCGAGAUAUUGCUAGUCAAGGGACUUACCGAAGAAGCAGGCUACUUCCCUGCACACGAAUACACUCCCAAGUUCGAUUUCAACCCCAUGGACUGUACCGAUAUCGUCAUAGGCACCGCUAGAGGAAACUACCAUCGCGUGCUGGAUUAUUACACUAGAGACAGGUCUACCCCACGCGUGGACACCUUCUGGGGAGGCCACGAUGACGUCACAGCAGCCGCUGGGUUCGAGGAGAAUGGCGUCACCACCAUUAUGUUCAGGAAGAAGAUUAAGGCCAAAGAACCCACCGACCACUCCAUAGUGGAUGACCUGAUGCACAUCAUCUGGGCACGGGGACAGGAGCCCAACAAAUACGUGCACUCGCCCCCUUCGGGCAUAGAAAAGGGGACGGCUGCUACCGGAGACUUCUACAGGCAAGACGAGCUGAAAUACCAUGGACAUGGGUCGCAGCGAGGAGUGACUAGGAUCAAUUUCUUUGAAGAAGCAAAGACCUCGUUCUCCGGCGGAGUUUUCGCCCUCCCCGACAAAUGUGGGGGGUACUGGCAACACCCCGCCAACUGUAGUGUUGCCAACAACACCUGCGAGUACCACGCAUCCUGGGAGUAUCUCGGAUUGAAGAGGGGGAAGGAUUCCAUACGGUUUACCAUCAAGACCAAGCAUACGAAUCAGUGGACGGGGAUUGGGUUCAGCAAUGAUAGGAAAAUGUCCCAAACAGACGCGGUCAUCGGCUGGGUGGAAUCCCGGUCGGGAAGGCCAUUCCUGAUGGACACCUGGGUGUCAGGCUACUCCGCACCCAGGGUCGACCCGCGUCAGGAUCUGAACAAGCAAUCUGGCAGCCUGGUAGAUGGUGUGACUACCCUCACCUUUGUUAGGAAGAGGGACACUGGUGACCAGAAGGAUCUCGCGUUCACAGAUACCCAGUGCCUGUACAUGAUGUUCAUCACGCAAGGCGGAACCUUCGAGCCAGUGAACAAGCGCACCAGCAAGCAUUUGCAGACGCCAGUCAUUUCCGAGAAUAGGGUCUGCAUCAAGCCCUGUGGCCCUGAGCCCCCAGAAGAAGAACUAACCACCGAGCCGGCCAUCCCAGGUCUAACCGCUUAUACCAUGCUAAUCCGGAUAACCGGUUUAGCUGACAGCUUCCGACCGCCUGCCCCCGGGACUAAGGAGUAUGAAGAGUUGAGCAAGCAAGUGGCUGAUAGCUUGGCCAGUGAGAUGAAGAGCACUAAGGGCUUCCAGGGCGUGAUUGUUAACGGGUUUAUGCAGAACGAAACAAAAGCAAUAAUCGCGGAACUGACUCUCAAAUCGAUCGACUCCAACCUAAUCGAAGGCUCGAGCGCGCGCUCGCUCGAUGGCGCCGUCUCUGUCGCGGCCAACGAGACAGACAAGGACGGCGAUAAAGUGAAGUGGGAGGCGGCGGUGAGAGAGACGCUUGCACUAGGAAGAGUCGGGAAUGUGAACGUGGAUCCAGACUUCUUGGUGUUUGAACCUAUGAGCAUCGUAUCAUAUCGCCCGCAAGAGGAAGAAUCGGACAGUGCUCGUUCCUUCUUCGGCCUAGCUGAAACAAAGCUGUAUGUAGUGGCCGGAUGUGUAGCGGCCCUUAUACUGGUGGCGUUACUACAGGCUGUUUGCACGCUGUAUGGCGGCCGUGGAGCUAGCAAGGGCAAGGUUGUUUUUGGCUUGAUACCAAGUGACAGUGUGGAAGACGAACUUUGUAUUGCUUGUUUAGUGGCGGUCGUGGAGCUAGCAAGGGCAAGCACAGGAGUCAGCGAACGUACUUUCUUCGGCCUAGCUGAAACAAAGCUGUAUGUAGUGGCCGGUUGUGUAGCUGCCCUUAUACUGGUGGCGUUACUACAGGCUGUUUGCACGCUGUAUGGCGGCCGUGGAGCUAGCAAGGGCAAGGACCAGCUAAUCCCCUCGUCAGCGUGGAAGGACUACUCAUCGAACACCAACUACGCCUUCGAGCCGUUCGAGAACGACGACAAGUUCGCCACCGCCUCCACCCGCCGCCCGCCGUCCGGCGCGCCGCCGCUACGCCCCACCGGCCCGCCGCCGCCCAGGCCCAGUAGCGCGCACAGGAUGACGCCGGUCAAGACGCCAACCAACGGCCACAAGUUGUCAGCCAACGGCAACGGCCGCAAGUCGCCGGCGCACGCUAACGGUCGCACACCGCGCCCUGCUAACAGCGCAGCACAGUAUUACCAUGACACACGAUCGCUGCAGCGGCCAAGACAGCAGUAUGGGUACGUCGGUCGCGGAGCACACGGCGGAGGCAACGAUCGCGCGACGUACUCGCUGCCUCGAGGCCGCGCCGAUGCGACGCACGCGCAACCUGACUUCUACUUUAUGCCGUCGCAGCGGAAGUAUGAAGGUGAAGUGGUUAGGGUCUACGUGGAUUAUCGAGGGAAUGAUUAGGGGUUGGGUACCAGAAGAAACCUGGGGUUUCGGGGUGACAAAGUAACCAACAAGUUCGCAACUA